GUUUGUUAAUUUACAUUAAAGAUAAAAAAUAUUUGAAAGCGAAAAGACAUUGUACAAUUAUUGCUUAAUGGAAGUACUUAUUUAAUUGUUUAUUUUAACAACAAAUGUUUAAAUUUCGUAACUUGAAAUGAACUGCGUUGGUGAUAUUUAUUUUUGGCGGCAGAGCUUAGUCCUCAUGGCGGACUGCACGCACUCCAUUGGAACUGGUUUGAUGUUGUCGUUCCCGGCUGUCUUGAAUCCUAGUAUCUUAUCUCCUAGUAGCACUGAAAUCUCUGUCACACCAGACGAAGCUUCUUGGAUUGCCGCGAGUCAUGGAUUUUCCGGAGUCAUCGGAUUUUGUAUAAUUCCACCACUUAUGCAAAUAUUUGGGCGUAAAUUCGCCUUCUUCAGCAUGAACAUCUUAGUUAGUAUUGGUUUUUUCGUGUUUGCCCUCGCGAACAGUAUAUCUGCACUAUACGCUGCCAGAAUUAUUCAAGGAAUGUCAUUAUGCGGAGUUUAUAUAACAGCUAUUGUACUUGGAGAGUAUUCUCACCCAAAAAGAAGAGGAUAUUUCAUAACACUAAAAAAAGCUUCGGUUGCGAUAGGUUCGCUCAUGUGUCACUCCAUGGCUUCAUAUUGGACUUGGAGACAAAUUGCGGUAUUUGCGAUCAUACCUCAAAUCGUUUCAAUUAUAUUAACCUGUUUAUGGCCUGAAAGUCCAGCUUUUCUGGCGAUGAAGGGGAGGUAUGAAGAGUGCAGUGCAUCCUACAAUUGGUUGCAUGGUGACACUCCGAAGAAUAGGAAAGAUUUGGAAGAAAUAAUAGCAGCGCAACAUGAUAGACGGCAGAAGGAUAAAAAUACCAAAAAGGACAAAUUGGUAGCGUUUUUUAAGAAACUCAUGCAAAGGGAUUUUCUCAGAUCUUUCUUAAUCGUAUCCGUUCUAACGAUGAUUAUUGAUGCGUGUGGUAGAUAUUACAUGCUUGCUUAUAUUGUCGAAAUUUUGAUAGAAAUAACUAGAGAUAAGUCUAUCGCUGUGUACUGUACUAUUGGCGCUGACGUUUUAACAUUGGUCGCGCUAUCAACUUCUUGUUUCAUUAUAAGAUGUUUUAAAAGAAGAACAAUACUGUUUACAGCAGGAAUAUUAUCAGUAUUUUUAAUGUUUCUAACAAGUUUUCUCACAUUUUUGGAAUCAAACUACAAUAUUUAUAUUUAUUUCUGGUUAACACCUUUUAUAAUACUUUUGAAUGUUUUCAUUGUUAAUGCUGGUGUUGUUCCAGUUUGUUUUGCAAUAAUCGGGGAAAUAUUACCAUUAGAACAUAAAGGUACCGGAGCAUGUACGACUGGCAUAGUUUUUACGAUUCUGUAUGCCCUUGUCAUGAAAUUAACUCCAUUGAUGAUGGACAAAACAGGUAUUGUGGGUACGUUUGGCAUUUACGGCAUAUGUGUGAUAGCUGGUUUGGUUAUUUUAUAUUUUGUUCUAAAUGAAACUAAAGAUAAGACUUUGCAAGAAAUAGAAAAUGAAAUUAAGGGAAAUAAGUCUUCUGUAUUUUUAAAAGAUGAGCCUUUGAUGUCAUGAGUAAUGAUAAAUAGUUUAGGCUGAAUAUAAAAAGGUUAAACUCUAGAAAUAUAUUAAAAGAACGGAAAGUUACAAUUUUUUCAAAAGAUCUCCUUCGUCUCUUACGUAACAUACGUAACAUCUUAUCAUGGUCAUUUAUUUAUAGCAUUUGUUUUAAUAUGUAAAUAUAUAUUUGACUAGCUCGUUGAUCUGUUUG
Molecule: messenger RNA, 1751 nt
Organism: Vanessa tameamea
Lineage: Eukaryota; Metazoa; Arthropoda; Insecta; Lepidoptera; Nymphalidae
Product: facilitated trehalose transporter Tret1-like
Exons: 3
Coding region: 128-1555 (475 amino acids)
Biological process (GO): transmembrane transport
Cellular component (GO): membrane
Molecular function (GO): transmembrane transporter activity
Source: RefSeq, a predicted model, not a curated record